Messenger RNA from Drosophila ananassae, 6049 nucleotides. RefSeq lists its product as uncharacterized. Gene Ontology annotation, cellular component: cytoplasm. The transcript has 8 exons. Gene Ontology annotation, biological process: signal transduction; G protein-coupled receptor internalization. Gene Ontology annotation, molecular function: G protein-coupled receptor binding. The record is from RefSeq and is a predicted model, not a curated record. NCBI's taxonomy places the organism in Eukaryota, Metazoa, Arthropoda, Insecta, Diptera, Drosophilidae. Bases 269 to 2815 code for a protein of 848 amino acids.
GGCGAAUCGCGUCUGACGGAACUUUCAGUUCCUGUUCGGAGCUGUGACGUUACGGUUGCGGGUUUCGCCGUGAAAUAGUAUCGAAGCAGUAGUAGAGCAACAGUAUUCAAAGUUGGAAACAGUAUUCAGUUCAAAACAGAAGUCAGUGCUGGAAAAGUUACAUAAAAUCAAGAUCUUCAAAUCAGAGAGACAGAGAUAACAGAGAUAACGAAAAAACAAUCCUAAAUCGGAAAUCAAAAAGCAUUACAAGACCAGAGCAAGUAUCAGGAUGUCGCAGGACAAGCAGGAAACUCACGAGAAGGAGACCCAGGCGAAUGGGGGUCCACCUUCGCCCGUCUCACCGGCUCCGCCCCUAACCGAAGAGUUGGAGGCGGUGUCGGUGUCGGUGGUGGUGGAGGAUGGCCGGAGUCUCGGCUGUGGCGGAGAAGCCGAGGCAGCUGCCGCCACCGGCCAUCGGGAGGCGGAUGUGGCUGGCCGGGCCGGUGCCGUGGAGCAUGAAGCGGCACUGGAGGAGGAUGAUGCCGAGGCUAUGGCAGGAGCUGCAGCUAUUCCUAAUCCACAUCCUAAUCUCAACCCGAUUCCGAAUCCGAAUCCGAACCCGAAUCCAAAUCCAAAUCCGAAUGCAGAUGGCCAGGAGAGGGACAGGGAAUCGCACGCCGACAGAUCCAACCUACGGGAUGAGUUCGGCACUCAGCGCGUCUAUAAGAAAACAUCGCCCAAUUGCGUGCUGACCUUGUAUCUGCCCACUCGGGAGAUAACCCUCACCGGAAACAAUCCGUCCGUGUUGCGGGGCAUCGUCUACGUGGACCCGAAGGCCAUCCAGGGAUAUCGCGUAUACGCCCAGCUGACGCUCACAUUUCGGUAUGGGCGCGAGGACGAGGAAGUGAUGGGUCUGCGAUUCUGCAACGAGGCCAUCAUGUCGCUGCAUCAGAUUUGGCCACGCCUCGAGGAGCCAUCGCCGGACUCCCUCAGCCCCUUGCAGGAGGCUUUGAUGAAACGUUUGGGGGAUGGCGCUCAUCCCUUCACCCUUACCCUAUCGGCCCAUGCCCCUCCUAGCGUCCAACUGGUUCCGGCCAAGCGGUACUAUGGCGCCCCCAUCGGCACCAGCUACGAUGUCCGCUGCUUCAUUGCUGACAAGACGGAUGAGAAAUUCCAUCGGCGGGCAUCCGUUAAAAUGGGCGUAAGAGUCAUCUACCGUACGGACGUAUUCCAUCACCAGCACGCCGCUCCCGCUGAGCACUUUGCCGCCUUCGCUGGCGGUCAGAACAGUGCCCAGUCUCCUCCGGCCAGUGCCACGCCCCCGCCCGCUGGCGAGGGUGGCGACCAGCAGCAACAACAACAGCAGGCCUCUGGAUCCAAGCACAAGAACAAGUCCGAGAGGGGCGACUCCUUCCCGAAGUUGCGGCUAUCGCCAAAGUCCUUCCGCUUUAGCGGUCGCUUCGGACGCAGCAAGAGCGAGAUCGAGAAGUGUCCCAACGAUCCGUUCCACAGCUACAGCAAGUCCUUCCAGGAGCAUUGUGACAGCAUGUUGCCGCCUCAUAGUGGCGCCGGGGUGACCGGUGGCAUCGGGGGCGUCAGCGUUGGUCCCUGCGGCGGACCCCAGGGCGCCGUCGACAAGCCGUUCUUGCUCCAUGAUGGACGGGUGGCGCUCCGGGCGAGCCUGGACAAGGGCUGGUACACCCACGGCGAGGACGUGAAUGUGACGAUCAACAUUCGCAACGACAGCCGCAAGACGGUGCGAAAAGUCCGGGUCUGUGCCAUCCAGCACGUGGAUGUCUGCAUGUUCAACAAUGGGAAGUUUAAGAACGUAGUUGCCGAUUCGGACAACGUGACUCCGCCUGUUGACAGGACUGUGGCUGCCGGAGCCUCCUUGAACACCACCGUGGCUCUCCGUCCCCAGAGGGGCCCAACCAAGAACUGGAUCGCUUUGGAGGACACCUUGCAGCGUAGCACCGAACCGGAAGAGAUCACCGGCGCCAUUGCCGCCUCGGCCAUCCGAUCGCCACACUUUGUCACCCAGACCGCCCAGCUCCUGGCUGGUCAUCCGUUGGCCAGUCCGGCCGUAACAUCGCCACAUCCCCACCACUAUCCCCCGGCUGGUAACCAGUUCGGCUCGGCAGCAGUCGGAGCUGAGGAGCGGAACGUGUUCGCUAUCUACGUGUCCUACUACGUAAAGGUCAAGCUUACCCUGAGCGGCAUGGGCGGUGAGCUGUCCCUGAAGCUGCCCUUCGUCCUGGUCCAUGUCGAUGAGACCCAGCGUCCCGGCUUCGCCUCCGCCACCUUGGGCGAGCUGCGCAUGGAAAUGGAGCGCUUGGCUCUGCAGGAUGUUCCAGUCGGACGGCGCAACAACGGACGACGUCCUGUCCACGAUAUCGGCGAUGGUCCUUCAACUAGUGCUGCUGCCGCUGCUGCAGCUGCUGCCGCUGCCGCCGCUGCUUCCGGUUCCGGUUGCUCCCACUCGGGAACAGCUGCUGCCCAGACUCAGACCCAGACGCAGACCCACGGGCAUCACUUGGAUCGCAUCGAGUCCAUGGACGAUGAGUUCAAUAUCCGGAUUGCCGUGCCGCGAAAGAAUUCCCAUAAGCGGCGAUUGCAGCGCAGCGAGACCCUGGCUCGGGACUUGGAGGAGAAUGAGAACGAGAGCGGAUGCGGAACUGAUCUGGACAGGGAUCAGGAAGACGAUGCCGAGGAGCACAUUGUCCAGAUCCACUUGGAGCAGAUCUCGCCGGACCGGGAGCCGGAGGUAGAGCCGGAGAGGGAGCAUCGGGCUCCUGGCGCCGAGACAGGUGCCGUGCCGAAGUCGUCGAAUGUGUGAUUCUGAUUGUGGUCCCAGAUGUUUGCCAAGCGCCGGAGGAAGCCGUAGAAUAGAGGGCAGUCGCUGGGAGAUUCACAAAAAAACAUAAAGGAUAUCAAUAGGAAGGAAUUUUGGGGGAAGAAAGGCUACGGAGAAAGAGUUACUGCAGGAUUUAAAGAGGAAGUAUCUACGAGACAAGUAUUUGAAGAAAAAGAAAUGUAUCUUAAAGAAAAACGAUCUUAAAAACAAAAUAUCACAAAGGAAGAUUAUUUAUUGAAAAGGAAUCUGAAAGAAGAGCAUUUGAAAGGAUAAGAAUCCGAAGGAAAAUAUACACUACAAGCAAAGUAUUUAAGAAAAAAGAAUUUAAAAAUGCAGAAUCUGCAAAAACACAAGAAAAUAUUAAAAAAACAAGAAUUUAAAAGAGAAGAAUUUACGCAGACAAGAAUGCGAAGAAUUUAUGUUAUCGAAGAAUUAUUCAAAUAAUUAAAAGCGAAAAAAAGCAAAAAUCAUUUGCAAAAAAAGCAAAAAAGAGUGAAAUUUGGAAGAUUAUGAAAAAAUAAUCUAAAAUAUCAGCAGAGAUUAAAAAGAAAAAGAGGAGAAAAUCCAAAAUACAAGAAAUCUAUAAGAUUGAUGAAAAAAUAAUAAAAAUUGAAGAAGAAAAAAGCAAAAACCAAAAAACUAAAAUGUAGUAAGGACUACGAAUUGCAGAAAACCAAAAAAACCAAAAAAGGGUAACUACAUAAGCCUGAUUCCCAAUCAAUUUCCGUCUGUAGGAUUAGAAAACGAAAUUCAAGAAAUUUCAAAACACACCAAAAACAAUCCAAGGACAUUUUUAAGAAACUCAAAAAAAAAAAAAACAAACAAAUAUUUAAUAGAGUAAGCAAACAAAAAAAACACAAUUAUUGUAAAGUCCAAUAAAAAAAGGACAAUAUGAUUUAAAUUUGCAAAAUUUUUGGACAAAAAGGACAUUUUAAAAUGCACAAAACAAAAACCAAAGAGUAAGAAAAAACAAAAAAAAUAUAACAUAAAUGAUUUAAAUAUUUAAAAAAAAAAACAAAAACCUAUGUAAUUUAUAUAAGGAUUAUUUAGAAAAAUGUCUUGUUUAUAAAACUUUUAAUGGCUUUGAUGUAUUAAAACUAAAAAAAAUUUGUUUUAGAUAAGUGAAAACAGAUAUCAAAUAUUUCUAAAAGUAAGUAAUUAAAAAAUAAAAGGAAGAAUAUUUUUUAAUAGUUAUAAUUUUUCAUUAUUUUUAAUUAGAAUAAGAAAAUUCGUAUUUUAUUUUCAAGUGCACAGUUUUUAGUUAAUUUUGAAAUAUUAUUUACUAUAAUAUCCGAGACCUAUAAUAUAAUAGAAUUUCAUCAUCCUUUGCAAUUUAAUUUUCAAUUUCCAAACUUUUAAGCACAAUUCUUACAAUUUUAGCAAUAAAAUAUUAGAGAAAUUGGCAGCUUAAAAUUGCACCUUUUAAAAUGAUUUCAAAACAGUUAAUUUUUCAAAUAAGUUUGAGCUUCUUAGUGAAAUUUUUCUAUUAUUUUUAAGUUAAAAAAAAAAAAUAGAAAUAGGGAAAGUUGAGGGAGAGAUGGAUGGAAAGAAAGGUGUAAAAAAAAAGGACUAAAAAGUUUCAGUUCCGGUUUCAGAGGGAAAUACAGAGGGAUAUUAGUGGAGGAAUUACAAAAGAAAGAUUGCCAAAGGAUGAAAUGAUUGAAUAAAUGAUUGAAAGGCUAAAUAGGACUUUAGGAGACAUUGGAAUGGCAGGUACAUUGGGUGUUUUUAGUUAGAGAUAUGGAAGUGUAUGGGGCUGCGGUAUUCCCUAGGAAUUAGACAAUGAAUUUGAGGUGAAAUUUUUGCAGUUUUUUUUCCUUAAUCUCUCGAUGCGAAAAUGAGAAUUGCGAAAUGCAAAAAACGACGACGAAAUAGGUGACGAAAGUUGAAAGAAACCAGUAGAGAAAAGUGUGAAAAACGUGAAUCAAGUUGGAAACUUGGAAAAACUUUGAAAAAAAAAGUGAAAAAUUUAUUGAGAUUUGAAAGAUACAAUAAAAUGGGAAAAAGAGUAUCUAUAGCCGUAAUUUAUAGUUUUAGGAUAUAUCAUUUGAUAUUAGCCAUGCAAUGCAUUGAAAUUGAUGAUAUUUUUUUGUGUGGAAGGUUGGUCGGGUUUUGGGCAAUAAAAAAAACGGCAAAAAAAAUCCAAAAAAAAAAAAACAAAAAUUGGACUAAAAUCGAAUACGAUUUGGAAUGACACGAUAAGUUUUUUUUGAGAGUUGUUUGGCAAAAGACAACCAAAAACCAAAAAAAAAUAUAUAUAUUUAUCUAUAAAUUAAGUCGGUGUCUGGUUCAAACGAAAUCCAUAUACUCUAUAUACUUAAAUAUAAAAAAAUAUUGAAUAUUUAAUGCCGAUAAUGCGAUUAUCCUUUCAAAUCGCUUAUUUAACUAUAUACAACACACAUAUAUAUUCAUAUAUAUUUACUGAAUAUUGAAUGUUUGAUGUACUAUAUAUAUACAACAUAUAUAUUUACAAGAAACCCAACCAAAAUCCAAACAAAAUAUCUUACAGAGGCCAAAAAACUAAUAAAUAAACGGCAGUCACGCGGUACAAGUUCGAAAUAAAAAAUGCGCGGUUUCACAACAAACUGUCUAGAAAAGUAUUUACAAAAAAAAAUCAGACAAAAUUAAUCCAAAAUAAAAUACACUGAUAGAAGCCAUACUCUUUAUACACAUAUCUGUGGAGGCUCUAGUUGCUUUAGAUGUUCCGUAAAAAAAGAUACAAUAACCAACAAUUACAUAAAAAAUAAUCCAUAUUUGCAUAACCAAUUGUCGAAAAAAACUAGCUAAUAAUUAAGAGAAAAAAUAAAAACCACAUAUACAGAAAUAUAUUUGUUCACAGCAGAGCCGUCUACUAUAGUUUUUUUUCAAAAAAAAAUUAAAUGAAAAUUCCUAUGCGACAGAAAAGAAAAUCACAACCACCAGAAAAAAAAAUACAAAAAUUCAUCAAUCGUAUUGAAAAGAUUUUUAAUGUUCAGCUUGAAUACAAAUACGAAUAUCUUGGUGUAUUAUGUAUAUGUGUCUAGAGUUUUAAUAAAACAUUAAAUAAAAAAAAACUAAGAUGAAUUUAUGAACCGUAGCCACGCAGAAUAAUUCAACUAUAUAGAUGAUAUUUUUGUGAGUGUACCGCUUUGAUCACUUUAUGCUACACCUAAAGAAAAAAAUUCAAGAAAAUCCAACAAAAAAAAAACGUAAAUGUGAUGCAUUUCUAUGACAAAA